UUCUCUUUCGCAGCGGAGGGACACCUUAUUUCCGAUUUGUUCCGUUAUUCUAAGGACCAGGGACCAUGUCGGAUAGUCUAAAAGGACAGCCUGAUGACGAUGAAGACGAUUGGUUCGACAAGGACGAAGACGAUUUUGUUGUAGAGAGAGCGGAUAAACCCCAAAACUCCGAGAGUGUUGCUGACUCCGCCGGCUGCUCUGCCACGAUAACAGAUUUGUUGGAUAACUUGAAAUGUUUCUCCGCCGAUUACGAUGGAAAUUACGUGGAUCCGAACAAAAAUGACACGGCAACAGUGGAUACAAAAUUCAAUCUGCACCGGAGCGGACCUGGGAAAUACGUUCAAACUAUCCCGUACACGAAGCUUGUUAACAUCGUGGACAGCGAUUCACUCACAGUGCUCGCCGAGGUUUGCCUACAGUCCAACGAGUUUAUGGCCACAUUACAGAAAAAAACCUAUGGACCGGAACUGAUGCUCGUUCUCAUGCGAAUAAUGAUCAAACUUACUACGAUUCCACUACACGAAACUGUGCGACAGUAUUGCAGCAUUCUGAUAUCACAAGAUCACUUCUGGGAGCAGCUGACUAAGUUCUUUGAUCACCCACCAGAGAACGAAAAGAAAAAGAAACGUAAAAAGAACAUCAUCGUUCGUCCGACGAUCGGUCGAGUGGAGAUGGUACAAGUGUUGAUAAAAUUUUUAACCCAAGUCAAACAGUACCAUCCGCUUAACCAUGCGGCCACUGUGCUGUGCAGGGUUCUUCAUAAAAAUUCAACGGACAUCGAUACGGCUCUACGAGAUAGGCUUGCAGCCAUUAGUGCCGCUGACGAUGACGAGUGGCAAGGAAAGAUGACGAUUUACCCUUCCAUCAGAGAACUGAAGGAAACAGAUGGUCCUCCACAGGAUCUGAAGCGCAAUAUCGUAAAAGGACGAUUCGAAAGUGUGCAACACUAUCUAGAAGUACACUUGAAUCUGCUGAAGGAGGAUUUCAUGAUACCUUUGCGUACCAGUUUACAGCAAUAUCGGCUUCAUGUAGGCACUCAUGGCCCCGAUAAACCCUUCGUGAACGAAAACGUGCGCAUUCACCAUCCAGUAGUGUUGCUGCUUCCCGCUCAAAUCAGUCGACGUUCUCAGAAAGAGCAGCUGAUUGUCGUUGACCUGGAUCCAACCGGACGAGGUUUCGCAAACCUCUCCGCCCGAUACAAUCGGCUUAAUCUGCCGGCUACAAAGCGAUUCAUGCACGGUUCGCUCCUUCUCUUCAGCAGUGGACUAACAUUCGACGAUUUGAUGGUAGCGAUCGUCAGCCACCGCGAUAGUGAUGAUCUGAAAAAUGGAUUUAUUUACGUGGAGAUCAUACGUUUUGAGCAGGAGAAUGCGGCACCAUAUGAGGGCUACGACAUAUUCAAUCGUCCAUUUGUAAUGGUAGAAAGUGAGAUCUUUUUCGAGCCCUAUCAUCAGGUGUUUAACGCCCUAGUGCGACUGCGAGCGGAGAGCUUCCCGCUGAAAUCGUACAUCAUCGAUGUACAGCAACCCCCCACACCAGUUCCUGAGUACGCACUCGAACGCUCCUUCCGGUAUGCUGAUAUUGAGUUUGAUCUGAAGAAGCCCGAUGACUGGCCAGCCGAUGCACUUUGUGAGGCACUAGGCUUGAAUCGUUCACAAUACGAAGCAUACAAACUGGCGAUAAGCAAUCGAUUUGCGCUCAUUCAGGGUCCUCCCGGUACGGGUAAGACCUUUAUCGGGUUGAAGAUAGUCGAAACAUUGUUGGCCAACACAGACCGACAGAUACUGCUGGUCUGCGUUACGAACCAUGCGCUCGAUCAGUUUCUUUGUGGCGUCACACGCUUCACGGACAGUGUCGUUCGGAUGGGUAAUCAAUCGAAACAUCCACUGCUGGAUGUGUAUAACAUAAAGCAGCUUAACGAAGAACAGCCAAUCGACCAAUGGGUUCGCACCGCUUAUUAUAAUACUAAACAAGACUAUCUGGCGUUACUUGAACAGUUUGAAAAACUGCAACGGGGUCACGAUGUAUCGAAUGAGCUGCGUCAAUCGAUGAUUCAGUGUAUGGAUAAGUUGCAGCAGACAUCGAGACGAUUAAAUGAGCUUAGCCAAGCAAGCAUUCUGAAAUCAAUUCGAAAUGUACGGGUCAUUGCCAUGACAACGACAUUCGCAGCUCGCAAUCGUGUGCUGCUAGAACUGUUGGGGACACCGAUCGUGGUGAUUGAGGAAGCUGCUGAAGUGUUGGAAGCACACAUCGUUGCUUCCCUAACGGUUCGUACGCAGCACUGCAUCCUAAUCGGAGAUCACAAACAACUACGACCAACUACAAGCACCUAUGUGCUAUCAGUACGUUACAAGCUCGAUCUGUCUUUGUUCGAGCGAAUGAUCAACAACCGGUUUAGUGUAGCAACGAUGUUGGUACAGCAUCGUAUGCGCCCUGAGGUAGCCAAUCUUCUGAGACCCACCAUCUACCGGGUUCUGCAUGACGCCGAAUCCGUAAGCGGGUAUCCAACCGUCGUUGGAAUGCAGCAUAGUUUGUUCUUUUUGACGCACAACUACCCGGAAGGAGGUAUCCGCUCGCGAGUUGAGAAACAGUCGGCUGCGGAGGAGCAGCAUGACGAGAAAUCGAAACGCAACAUUUUUGAGUGCAAGUUUGUGUUGGCGCUGUGCGAGUACCUGCUCGCCCAAGGACCUUACACACCAGAGGAUAUUACUAUUUUAACAGCCUACAAUGGCCAGCUGAUGCAGUUUUUAACGGAACGAAAAACCCGUCACGCUCUGCGGCGUGUACGUAUAGCGGUAAUCGAUAGCUUUCAGGGCGAGGAAAGUAAAAUCGUGUUGCUUUCGUUGGUGCGCAGUGGCAGCAUCAAUCCAAUCGUUGGUGAUUCAAUCGGGUUUCUUGCGCACGAAAACCGUAUCUGUGUAGCACUAUCGCGAGCAAGGGAAGGUUUCUACAUUAUCGGUAAUAUGGGCUUGCUGGCAAAAUGUUCCAAAAAGUGGGCACAAAUCGAGAAAACUUUCAAGGAGCAAGCGGCGAUCGGGGAGUCGAUUGCUUUGCGCUGCCAGCUGCAUGGUACUAUCGUAGAGGUGAAGGACCCAGACGCACUUGAACAGCUUAAUCGCAAUAAUGAAUGUGCUUGCAGUUUGUCGGCUGAUCAAUCGUGAUAACAUGUACCUAGCAAUCCUUGGUAUCUGGCCUAGCUUAUAUAAAAUCACGAACGAAC
Anopheles darlingi is the source of this 3220-nucleotide messenger RNA. Its product is annotated as NFX1-type zinc finger-containing protein 1. The transcript is spliced from 6 exons. Gene Ontology annotation, biological process: regulatory ncRNA-mediated heterochromatin formation. Gene Ontology annotation, molecular function: helicase activity. Lineage: Eukaryota; Metazoa; Arthropoda; Insecta; Diptera; Culicidae. Gene Ontology annotation, cellular component: nuclear RNA-directed RNA polymerase complex. The record is from RefSeq and is a predicted model, not a curated record. The coding region runs from base 66 to 3161 and encodes 1031 amino acids.